AUGCUGCUUGCAUGCGGUUGGUAUCAUCCCUCUGUCAUUGAUGAUGUUGUGUUACUCAGUUGCGAUUGCAGCUGCUCCCGGCGAGGACAAGAAUGUCGCCCUUCGUCGUCGGUCCGGAAGCGCAACUUGCGAAAACCGCCGCUCGCAUCUAGGCCAUCUCAGCUCGAGGAGAAGUUGGAAGAUCUCGUGACCUUGCUUCGGUCCCAGCAGACUCUUACGAGGCAACCGUCCGGCCCUCCUGCGGAGUCAGCUGCGCAACCCCAUGACUUGGGUGUGCCAAGUAGCAUAGGAUAUACCAAUUACCCAUCAGACCACCACUAUGUUUCUUCAUAUCAGGUGGAAAAAUGCUUUGAACCUCCCAUAGCCAAUACCCGCUGCCAUGUUCCAUCUGUUCAGACGCCAUCAACCAUGGUUGUAAGCUCAACCUCGCAUCCAUCCCCGAACUCGAUUUCGACGUCCGGUUCGCAGGAAACUGAGCUUACACCAGCCGAAGCCGAAGAAGUCCUCAACACUUUCCACCACCAGUAUUUGCGAUUCUUGCCGUUUAUCUACAUCCCACCAGAGAUGACAGCACAGCGAUUGCAAGACGAAAGGCUCUUUUUAUGGCUGAACAUCAGAGCUGUAUGUUGCAGGUCACUCACGCAGGUGAACAGACUGGGCCACAACAUACGGGAGAUCUUAGCACGUAGGGUCUUUGUCGACCUGGAGCGGACUUGCUGCUGGGCGUUUUGGUAUACCUCGGGUGCUAACUCGUUAGUAUCUGAUAUUCGGCUUGAUCGUCUCCGAGAAGCAACUGGGAGUUCCUGCCUCCAAUCGCCGCAGUUGCAUCACAAGCCGCCCCCGAAGACUCAGAACCAUGAAGAGAGAAGAGCGAUCCUUGCGUGUUUCAUCAUAAGCUCGGCCUUCUUAAGAGUUGACGUGGUUCGGUGCGGCCCGCAAUUGGACGAGUGUGUACAGUCGCUGGCUGAACAGCCCGAAUAUGCCGGCGACGAAUUCUUGGUGGCCAUCGCGAGGAUAAAGCUCAUCGUCCAGGAAGUAUCUCGAAUAUCGUCGUCACUGCGGGCAAGAUUGGAGCAGUUGAAAAAUAGUCUCGGACCAGCUCUCGUUCAAGACAAAGCGAUCAUGUCGCACUUUCAUCAUGCCGAAUCCUGCAUCAACGAGGUCGCCGCCUUUCACCCUCUCCCCAUCACCAUGCCUGUUAGCCUUCAUGCAACGAAUCCACCUCCUUUCCCCGUUCCCUCUACUAAUAACAUAAGGUCCCAGCCAAUCUCUCAAUACCUCUCCAAACCGAUUGACAUGCCUCGCCUCGAGGUCCUUCAGGCUUGUCUCGAUGCAGUGCAGCUCAGCAUAGCCAACUUCUUAUCCUUCGGGUUGCACGAGUACGUCACCAUGCCUUUCGCCAUAUUCACUCACUGGAAUCAUGCGAUACACGUGCUUUAUCGGCUGUCACUUCUCGAGGCUCCUGACUGGGACCGGGCAGCUGUGCGACAGGCUCUCGACGUGACGGCCGUACUGAACGAGGUGGCCUAUAGAAUGGCCCAGGUCCCUUGUGCCAUACAUAUAGUGGUUGGUGAGAGGGAUAGGGAUUUGUUUUCCAGGGGCGCGACCGCACUGCGAGCUACGGCUACACGUUGGGGUGCUGCGUUGGGUCAUGUUCCCGGAGAGAACGAUGCGAUUGGGAAUCCCGGAGGAGAAAACUCGUUAGAUAGUCUUGGCGAGGAAGUUACACAAGAGGAGCCGACCAUUGUGGAUUUCGGGGAUGAUGCAUGGUUGACUGAUUUGUUUGGUAUGUGGAAGGACAAUCAGAUGUAG
Molecule: messenger RNA, 1812 nt
Organism: Pseudomassariella vexata
Lineage: Eukaryota; Fungi; Ascomycota; Sordariomycetes; Amphisphaeriales; Pseudomassariaceae
Exons: 5
Coding region: 1-1812 (603 amino acids)
Biological process (GO): regulation of DNA-templated transcription
Cellular component (GO): nucleus
Molecular function (GO): transcription cis-regulatory region binding; DNA-binding transcription factor activity, RNA polymerase II-specific
Source: RefSeq, a predicted model, not a curated record